AUGUCUAGAGAACUCAGUUAUCCGAAAACCCCCAUCAACAAGGUGAAUAGAUAUAAUCAACGAGCGAGUUAUGAUGCAUCGACUAUCCAUCGAAUUGUCAACACAACAUCUGUACUUCAUGUCUCUUUUGUGGUACCUUCAGACCCUAAAGAUCCAUCAUCAGCGCCGCUUCCAAUGAUCCUUCCCAUGAUAGGACAGAUGGGAUCGUUUGAUUACCCGAGCUCUGAUGAAACAGAUGCUCUGGACUGCUACCUUCAUGGUUACGUUUCAUCUCGAAUAAUCAACCUUGCACGUGGGGUAGAAGGAAUCCCGCUCUGUGUAGCUGCUACUAAGAUUGAUGGCUUUGUGCUAUCCCUGACACCCAAUUCUCACUCUUACAACUACCGUUCUGCGAUCCUCCACGGCACCGCAACUUUGGUUAUCGAUCCAGCAGAGAAGCUCUAUGCAAUGGAGUUAAUAACUAAUUCUGUAAUUCCUGACCGAUGGAAUCAUACCCGCAUUCCGCCUGAUGAGGCCGAGAUGAGUUCGACAUCCGUAUUAAAACUGAAGAUCAGUAGUGCAUCUGCGAAGGUUAGGACAGGGCCCCCGCUGGAUGAAAAGAAGGAUAAUGAGCGCCCUGGGCUACGCGAAAAAGUAUGGACUGGGGUAGUUCCUGUGUUUGAAGCCUUGGGCGUACCAAUUCCAGGCCCAGAUAAUGCAGUGGAUGAAGUGCCUGAAUAUGUGGGUGUCUAUGUUGAGAAGCGGAAUAAAGCUGAAAAGAUGCAUGCAGAUCUAGUGGGAAGUACUAUGGGGAAAAAAGGCAGCUGA
This is a messenger RNA of Morchella sextelata, 807 nucleotides long. RefSeq lists its product as uncharacterized. The coding region runs from base 1 to 807 and encodes 268 amino acids. Lineage: Eukaryota; Fungi; Ascomycota; Pezizomycetes; Pezizales; Morchellaceae. The transcript has 3 exons. The record is from RefSeq and is a predicted model, not a curated record.